CUGGAAGCUCAAGCACGAGCAGCUCGUGCACCUGGAGCACGACUAGCUCCUCUGGCAGCAGAGAGCAGCUGCGAGAGAGGACAGAGGACAAGUGCCUGGCCAUGCUGAAGAUGCUGGUGAGCGAGGGAGAUCCUGAGGCGAAAUACACAGAACUGGAAACUAUUGGCAAAGGGGGUUUCGGCACUGUGUGCAUGGCAGUGGAGACUGCCACAGGAGAAGAGGUGGCCAUCAAGAAAAUUAGUCUCCUGCAAGAGAGCAGCAGCGAACUGUGCCUGAAUGAAAUCCAGGUCAUGCGUGGCAACAAGAAUGCCAACCUUGUGAACUAUGUAGACAGCUACCUGGUGGACGAGGAACUCUGGCUCGUGAUGGAAUACAUGGACGGAGGUUCUUUACACGAUGUCAUCAGGGAGACUCAUCUGGCAGAAGGAGAGAUAGCAGCUGUCUCUCGGGAGUGCCUGCAAGGCCUGGAUUUCCUUCACUCCAAGCAAGUGAUGCACCGAGACAUCAAAAGCCACAACAUUCUCCUGGGCCUGGACGGAUCUGUCAAGUUGGCUGAUUUUGGCCUUUCUGCUCAGCUCACCGCUGAGCAGAGCAAACGGAGAUCAGCUGUUGGGACCACUUACUGGAUGGCGCCAGAAAUCUUCACCAGGAAAUGCUAUGGCCCCAAAGUGGACAUCUGGUCCUUUGGCAUUGUGGGGAUCGAGAUGGUGGAAGGAGCGCCUCCUCACCAGAUGAAAACCUCCCGCACGGUUCAACAGCUGAUAAGCACCGGGGGCAGCCCAAAGCUGCAGAACCCCAGGCAACAGUCCGCGUGGUUGCGAGACUUUCUGCACUGCUGCCUGGAGACGGACGAGGACAGGCGCUGGUCUGCCCGGGAACUUCUGCAGCAUCCGUUUGUAACAUCAGCCAAGCCGACCUCCACGCUGACGCCUCUGAUCAUGGCAGCACAGCAGUUCAUGGCCGACAGGAGAUACUAGCCCUGGAAGAGGCCCUUGUUGUUUUUCGUAGUUUCUAGUUUCUAGUUUCUGUCUCGUAGUUUGUAGUUUGUAGCUCGAAGUUUGUAGUUUCUAGCUUGAAGUUUGUAGUUUGUUUAGACUAGUAGUCAAAAGAAAUGCUUUAAUAAAGAAAACCU
Motacilla alba alba is the source of this 1132-nucleotide messenger RNA. Its product is annotated as serine/threonine-protein kinase PAK 3-like. The record is from RefSeq and is a predicted model, not a curated record. Lineage: Eukaryota; Metazoa; Chordata; Aves; Passeriformes; Motacillidae. Bases 102 to 977 code for a protein of 291 amino acids. Gene Ontology annotation, cellular component: cytoplasm. Gene Ontology annotation, biological process: regulation of axonogenesis; regulation of actin cytoskeleton organization; regulation of MAPK cascade. Gene Ontology annotation, molecular function: ATP binding; protein serine/threonine kinase activity. The transcript has 9 exons.